ACGAACAAUGUACUACGUUGUCCAUUCGUAAUGCAUUUUCAGCAAACUGGAAUUUUAUUUGCGAUUGUGAUCAUUGCAUUAAAGCUAUCUCCUUACAACGCCUGCUCCACAGGGGUUGUAAAUGGAUCUGAAAAAUGCUGCACAAACUACAUCAAAGUUGGUCACACCUGUCAAGUUUGUCCAUCUGGAUAUUUCGGAAAAAGCUGUUCAUCGCCAUGCAACUAUCCUGCCUUUGGAUUCCGUUGUUUAAGUAAUUGCUCAUGUUCAUCUACCAACUGCAACCAUGUAACUGGAUGUGUUUAUACUACAGAGUAUCCUCUAGGACGACGAACCAAGACAAAAUCACCAAAGGACUGCGCAACUGGGGAGACAAGUGAACAUGAAAAAUGCUGCACAAACUACUACAGAACAAAGAAUGUAUGCCUAGAAUGCCCUCUCGGACAUUUUGGUGAUAAUUGCUCAUCCACCUGCAUCUAUUCAUCGUUUGGAUACAAGUGUCGAGAAAGCUGCAAUUGUUCCAUUGAUAAGUGCGAUUACAGAUACGGCUGUGGGGCAGCGGAGAGACCGGGGGUAUGGCCGACAACUGGAUCAAAACUGGAAUACAAAUCAACACCGGAAUACAAUCGACAGCCUGGAACCGAAAUUGUACAAAUCAUUGUAUCAUCUGAAAGUGGUAACAGUGCUACAAAUAUUGAUUCAAGUUCUAAUUAUUUUUCCUAUAGUCAUAGUAAUAGGGUCGCUGAUAGUAUGUGUCAUAGUUAUGAUCAUUAUACAUGCAUUAUUGAAAUAUCUAAGACGUAUCUUUACUAUUCAAGAUGAUACUGAAGCUUCAGUUGAUGUCUAUAUGGAAAUCUCUGAUAAUAUGGUCUUAGGGCAGGGGGGUGUUUCUAACGAAGCAAAUGUUCGCGAAGCUCUUGAAAUGCCUGUCAUCGAACAGCCAGGGCCUUCUAAUAACGGUCUAGCAUCUGUGGUCAGUGCGGAUGAAGAUAUGGCAGACUACGUCUACAGCGAAGUGAAAAAGAAACCGAAGCACGAAGUGACAUGUGACAACAAGCCCAUUGAAAGCGAGGAACCGAAAAUGAACCUCGUUGACAGUCAUGCCACGUACUGCGACGUGAGUGAUGUUCAGGAAAUGAACGAGUCUGACGAAAAUGGCUACCAGGAUACACCACUUGUCCAGGACGUAGAUGGAGAGGAAGCAUCACAGGGAGUAGCCAUUAGCAAUGAGUAAUCCUUUUUUGCCCAUGUUGCAUUUUUAUUUUAAACAUAUUUUCAAAAUUGACUCUCCUCCCGAAAGGGGACCAACAAUGAAAAUUUCUCUCUCAACAAAGUGGGUGAAUUGUUGGUGUGUGUAUAUAAAAAUAGUGUAAAUACUAAUCAUCUUAAAUUGCACUACUCUAUAUAUACAUAAUUACGAAUGUUGUCAUUUCACGUCUUAGAUUUUAAAGCAAUGUUUGGGGAUUAUGUAGAUAUGAAAGACAUAUUAUCCGAUGCUUUUACGUCGGGUUUCUGGCUAAAUUUGAAAAUUAAAUAUGCUGUAAAUAAAGUAUGUGAUUAAUUGCAAUACUCUAGUUGAGGCGACAUUAAAUAACGCACGGAUUGCCUGUUUAGAGGAAUUGUUUACAGGAUGUGAACUGUGCGCACUAAAUAUUUGGUUGAUUGUCAAAUGAUUCAGGAGAUGUCCAUUUCCCUAUUUCAAGCCACCAACAUCUGGUAUUAAACCUGUGUGAAUGCGUCGAAGUUGAAAAUUGUUUGUAAAACCGAAAUCACACAUUGACUAUAAUACGUGAGUAAUAAUGUUCAGUAUUGAAACACAGCACUGUACUUUUUUGAUAUGUAAUUUCUAAUUCACUAUGGAAACAUUACAAAAUAGAAAGUACUCCCAAGCUUCGUCCUGGACACAUGACGUUUAAUUGACCAAAAUUGUUCGAGAGUGGUUAUGCACGCAGUUCAUUUAUCAAAUAAUAUUAUUAGAAGGAUUGUAUAAAAAAAGUGACAAUGAAAGUCGAUACAUGUUGUUUACUUUCAAAAGAUUUCCUUGGCACAUACCCUCGAACUGUAGAUUCCCGGUUAUCAUUACCCAUGGAGACAACCACAUUCGUUCGCUACAUUUGCGAUAUCGAGAGCUGUAGACAUUAAU
Molecule: messenger RNA, 2140 nt
Organism: Ostrea edulis (European flat oyster)
Lineage: Eukaryota; Metazoa; Mollusca; Bivalvia; Ostreida; Ostreidae
Product: multiple epidermal growth factor-like domains protein 6
Exons: 7
Coding region: 31-819 (262 amino acids)
Source: RefSeq, a predicted model, not a curated record